AUGGUCGUGCAAAGUGAGCGCUUGGUGCGGCAGGCAGCCCUGGCGCACGCACAUUUCCGUGAGCGGAGAGCGGCGAGGCCGCGCGCGCUUGUGUGCGUGGCUGGGGUGUGCGCAUUGAGCGCGCGCGUGUGUGCGCCGACCAGUCCCACAUCCUGUUUGAUAAAUGUAUGCAGCGUCAUCGACAAGCUGGCGAUAAGGGCGAGGUCACGGUUAUCAAUGGAGACAUCUCCAUACGCGCACGUGGCGGCCGGCCACGACAUCUCGCGCCCAUUCACUAUGAAGACGCCCCCGUCCUCCGCGACUGCGGCCCGCGCCUUCCCGCACCCCCUCUCACCUCCCUUACCCUCCGCGCUACGUGAUUCCCAAUUAAAUAUGGAUGUGAUUGAAAAACGCGUGUCCGGUAACGAGCGUGUACAUAAUUGUUGGGCGGCGGGCAGGCCCGGAGUGACCCAGUUGCUGUUGCCUGGCGACCCGGGGCUGGUCCGCCUCCCUCCCGUCCCACUUACCGAGCGCCUCACGCCACCCCCGCACUAA
Molecule: messenger RNA, 534 nt
Organism: Arctia plantaginis
Lineage: Eukaryota; Metazoa; Arthropoda; Insecta; Lepidoptera; Erebidae
Source: the annotation of a GenBank genome assembly